AUGGCCACCGACACCCCGCCGACGGACGCCGGCGAGCGUCGUCGCUCGGUUGUCCGGUCGUCCCCGGAGGUACCGUUUUCGGGGUUUUAUUCGCGCGCGAACGCGGCCGCGGAGCGACGCGCGGCCGCCGCGCGGAACGCGAUCAUCGAGUGGUCGGAUUGGACAUCGGAUUCCCAUCCAACGCGUCGGACUCGUCUUAGAACGCGUCACUACGGGUGGUUUCUACGGAAGCCACGCUACUGGGGGACCCUCCGCAGAGCCGGAGCCGUACUUGAAAUGCGCGGUGACCCAAGAUUUUCGAGAGCUACUGAUGCAUCGACUCUCAAGACGAGAUUACGCGCGUCUCAAUCCGGGUCGCUUGGCUGCGUGGGAGAUUUUUGCAGCUUUGAUGUGACCCUUAGCCGUGUCACAAAUGGGCCCAGUAUAUCCAAUCUUGGUCCGGUCCUUUCUGAAUUCCGGAAGAAAAUACUUAGUCUCGAGGGGGGCGAUGUAAACGAGAUUGGCAAUAGGUCCUCACCUCGAGCGGGUCAUGGAACAAUCGAGGUUCCGUUCCGCUGCGUUGUGCAUGCUCGGCAGGACGAAAACCUUGUGAAACUUGUAUUGAAACGGCACUGCGAUGGAGAACCCUUUCAGAAGACCGCCCUGCCCCCAGGAUUGGCUGAGGAUGCUAUCCUAGGCGAGUUUCCCGGCCGUUGUUACGGCUCUGUCCGGGUUUGUUUCGCUUGCUUUUGCGUUUACGACCUCAUAGAACGUGCGAGAAGGCCAGCCAAUGAUUUGAAGACGAAGCCACAACACCCCAAGAGGUCAUGGUCCAAUAUGUACGCAGUGGGAAAUAUACCCUCCCUCGAUAGCAUCAAUACGGCCUUAAGCCCCGAAGCUCGUGCAUACGUGCGAGCACAACAAGCUAUCUCUCAGUUAACCACAUUGGACGUAGCCGAACUUAGGAGCUAUGCCUCGCCACCACCUGCUGUCUCCCUGGUAAUGACUGCAAUGUUCGUGCUGUUGACUGGUGGUAAGAUAUUAAGCUGGAUAGAAACCCGGCAUGCGAUGGCAAAUGGUGAAGCGUUUUUGUAUGAACUCACGGUGUCGAGAGAGUUCCCGAUUGACAAAGAGCUGAGGCAGCGUCAAACUCUGACAAAAGAAGAGCGUGCCUCUCGCUUGAUCACACAGCGGCGACAAAUGGAACGAUUAGCCUCACGACCUCAAGAUAGGCUAAUGAAGGAUAAUGAAGCUUCUUUGUCUACUGCUGCCAGUGAUAGUCGAAGAGUUUUUGUUUGCUCUGAUGGUCUAACAGUACUCCCCUACGAAGUCCUUGGAAACCCCUCACUGCAACUUUUAAGCUUCAGUUUUGUCGUCGUUCAUGAUAUGUUCGAUACCCUCGAUUCCACAAAAAUAUUUUUCCAGAAAGUCGUCGACCGACACCCUGGGUGCCAGGCAGGAACUGUCUUCUCAGGACAUACAAGUGGAAUUUCAUCAAUGACACAUGCCAAACAUCUUGACGAACUAUUGCAACACAUAAACUUGUCGGGUGAAAUGCUUGUGUCUACCUGUCCUUUUCUUUUAGUUGGCAUCGGAUAUGGUUUCAAUAUUUGCACAAACUUGAGCGCAAUUGCGGGCCAUAGCGAUCUGUUUUGCCAAACUCUGAAAGGCCUCGUAGAUGCGCAGUAUGCCGCUAUAUUACAUGCGGCACUUGGGGCGUUCGAUAAGUUCCCGAACGACCGCCCAGACUUGCCAAUUUCGUACCUUUCACGUUUUCUGUUUAGCGACGCCUACCUUGCACGUGUUCACCCGCAACUUGCAUUGAAUAUUUAUACUGCAGUCGCCAACCCGAUCACACUUCAUGGUCGCAAAGCUCUUGUGCGAGGCGCCUUACAAAGUCCGGCAUGCAUAGGAGCCAUAUCUUCGCUUCCUCUGCCAAUCUUUGCUUUGCAAUCUACAGAAAAUAUUUUUGUCCUGCCCUCUAAUGUCGAAUCUCUGUUACACGGUCGAAGCGUUCAUCAUUUGUGGUCGCACGAGAUCCAACCAGGCACACGACAGCAACAUUUCCAGCUGGGCCCUCACGGCCGUGGUAUAAUACAGGGCAUCCUCCAAGGACAGAGAGAUGAGCAAACGAAGGUGGCUUGCGUUGUGUGGGUUCGUUCAGGACAUGAAAUUAGACAGGAAGCGGCGUCAGUUGUGGCGGACAUCUUUGGUGAGCUUGCUCAGCCUAUCGAAGAUGGCGUCAAUGACAUCAAUUACCGCUCAGUCCACCAGGACAUCAACAUUACACAGACCUCCCGCCUCAAUUCAAUAGUCCCCCGCGCCGCAGAGGAAGAAAAAUUAUCCCUAGGAUCACAGAACGCAUCGUGUGGAAUAGAGUUUGCUGACCAAAUUCCUUACUGGAAGGCUUCCAACGCUACAGAAAAUGAGAAUGUUGCCAUGAACCCAUUAUCUGGAGAGGUUGGCUGGCCUUCGCCUGUAGACUACGGGGCAAUAGUGGACUCAGUCUCGGACUUAAGAGUAGCAGGCGUUAAUGAUACUGAGGAGGAAUAUAACGUGAACAAUUCCCCCUGUCGAAGUUAUGAGCCUCCUGUGGAUGAUACAGUUGAUAAGUCGGACGUACAAAACGAACACAGCAAAGGCGGAUACAUAAACACAUUCAGGAUGUUUAUUCCGGGUCUUGCCUUGCACGAUUUUACAAUCAGGAAGCGCUCUUUGUUUUGCAGGAACCUAGCAGUUUGUCUGGCCGAUACAACAAGCGUGUCAAUCACAGCAAAUCGUAUUUCGGUCAGUGGCAUACUCGCCGGUUCAUUAUUCCUGAACAUCAAUGUUAGUCGCAUGCAGAUGGAGCAAAUUGGAGACCCCCCCCCUGCCUUUCCACGCAUCCCUUCCAUCUGGGGUGCCCAUGUAAUUUCUCGAGUGCCUCACAACAGCAGCAUCUCAAAUGUUGAGGACCCAGACGGCACUGCGUCCGCAUCGUGUGGCGCGGAGGAAUCCAGAGCUGAGGAUUUCUUCUAUCAGCGAGAUAUUCCAGACGAGCUAGUGUCGACUGAUGCACAAAGAUGCGCGGGGCGAUACAGCGACCAGGUUGACACUGCAGACCAAGCUAUUGCAGAGCGACAAUCCAUUGAUGUGGGCGUGGAGCUCUCUAUAUCAGAUGAGGCUAUUGAAACACUAGUAGAGGAGCGACAGCUCAAGGAAAUGCAGCGUCAAGUAGAUGUUGAUGCCACCGAGGCUGAGCUCGUAAGACAUGAACUUAUUCAUGGCUACGAACCUCCGUCCGGCACUGAAGUGCCUUUGUUCUUUCCCGCUCCUUCCGAAUACAAAGAUCGUGAGAUGCCAGCGGCGAUUCUGAGUCGUCACGAUCCGGAUAAGCUGUUUUCCGAGGCUUUACAAGCUGAAACUCCCAGUAGCGUGGUCUUAAGUUCAGAGGGAGUGGACGAGCGCAUCAAAGCAGAGUUUCUUUCUCCGCAGUUGCUGCGUGAAUCAGCACUUUCGUGCCUUGGCACGGCCGUGAGAGACAAUGCUUACUUUGCUGCAAAAUAA
Messenger RNA from Aureococcus anophagefferens, 3525 nucleotides. RefSeq lists its product as hypothetical. Bases 1 to 3525 code for a protein of 1174 amino acids. Lineage: Eukaryota; Pelagophyceae; Pelagomonadales; Pelagomonadaceae. The transcript has 6 exons. The record is from RefSeq and is a predicted model, not a curated record.